ACUGCUGUAUCUAGGGGGCAAGUCUUUCAAGAGCCGCAGCAAGGGGGAAAGGGAUACCAGCACCUUUCAAGCUGGCUGUCCGGCUUUCGUGAAGUGCAGGGCCUCUGACGAUGGAAACUUCCUGGAGGUUAUUGAAAUGAAUGACGACCACAACCAUGAGAUAUCUAAGUUACUCUACAGCCACCUGCCACGAACCAGAGCAUUGAGGGAACCAGGGGCCAAGGAAGAAGCCACAGAGCUCUUGGCUUUCCAUGCCAACAAGAAGUUGGUUAAGAAAAGGAUAGAGGAAAAGACAGGGAAACUUGUCCUGCUCAAAGACUUGAGCAAUACCGCCUCUUCCCUCAGACCACAGACAAGGAAUGACCUCAUGAAGAUGGCAGCUCUUCUGCACAAUGAGCAUGGUGCAGACUACCACAUCCUUGCUGAUGGAGAGAAUUUCCAAGGGAUCCUGCUGUCCAAUGAGUCCAUGCGAUCAAACAUGGAUGCCUACCCAGAAUUCCUAGGAAUCGACGCCACCUACAAGCUCCUUGAAAUUCGGACACCAGUGUAUGUGAUGCACGUUGAAGACUCCAAUGGAGAUACAGAGACUGUAUGUGUGGCUAUUCUUGUGAAUGAGUCUGCACCCAGUAUCAAAUGGAUGUUGGAGAAGUUUAAGGAAUUGCACCCAUCUUGGACAAAAAUAAAGUGCGUCAUGGCGGACAAAGACCUCUUGGAGCGCGACCUUCUCAAGGAAAGCUUCCCAGAGUCAAAGGUUCUCAUCUGUGUGUUCCACACUUUAAAGACUUUUCGACGCGAAAUUGCCUGCAACAAGAUGAACAUCACUGCAGAGGAAAGGGACGAAGCGCUGGCGCUGCUCCAAAAGAUGGUCUUGUCUCGAUCUAGUGAAAAAUUUGAGGGGCUGCAAGAGGAAUUUGACACAAACGUUUGCAAAGAGAUCCGCUCCUACUAUGACAAAAACUGGCGUCCCAUCAAGGAUGAGUGGUAUACCGGACCCAAGUUUAUGUCGGAAAACUUCAAUAACACCACUAACAACAGAAUUGAAAGCCUAAAUGCAAAACUGAAAAGCGUUAUAAAGAAACAGCUCCCUGGAAGAGUUUGUGUGCUCACUUUUCACGGUACUGAAUGCUUUGAGCGAUGAACGCGACCACAGGGCACUGACGAGCAUAUCCAAAAGACCCUGCAAACCACCUUCCAGCCCUGAAGAAGCCAUGUACCAAGAAUCAUUGACUCCCUACGCCUUCAAGCUUGUAAGGGAGGAGAUUACCCUGUCAGCCAAGCGGAUGGCAAGUGACCAUGAAGGAGAUGUGUUCACAUUCGAGGCAUCGUCUGGUAACACGUCAACAACAAAAACGAACUGCAAUUGUUCCUUUUGGAACGCUAUGCGGCUGCCAUGCCGGCAUGUGUUUGCAGUUAGGCGGAUUCUGAAUAUUAGCCUCUUUGACAACACACUUUUUCUAAAAAGGUGGUCCGAGGAAUACUAUUACUCGCAUCAGAGAGCCUUCCUUUGUCAAGAGAGCUGUGCACCUGAACACUCCAUUUCAGAGCAGGCUACAAGACCUAGGAGGCCGAUGUCGCAGCAUGAAAAAUAACGGGAGGUAUUUCCUACAUGCAAGUACAUUGCCCAACUUGCUGCAGAAGAGACAGUUGAGAGGUACCAGGGCCGUCUAAGAGUUUUGUUGGCACUUUCUGAGGCAUGGGAGCAAGGACGAGAAAUUGAAAUUGUGGAGGUGUUGCGGUCAAGAGGCCACAUCCCCUUCCUCACCGGAGCAAGUUAGACAACCCGCAGAAGAGGAGAAUGCAGAGCCACACAAAACUGCGUCAGGUGAAGAUCGCGAGAUGUUUGAAACAGCAGAUCAGCAGCAGUCAGAUGAUCAACAAGAUCUGCCUCAAGCCUCAUCAGGUCAUGC
Molecule: messenger RNA, 1907 nt
Organism: Rhipicephalus sanguineus (brown dog tick)
Lineage: Eukaryota; Metazoa; Arthropoda; Arachnida; Ixodida; Ixodidae
Product: zinc finger SWIM domain-containing protein 3-like
Exons: 4
Coding region: 137-1138 (333 amino acids)
Source: RefSeq, a predicted model, not a curated record